AUGCAAGCAAAGUUAUCAAUACAAAAUUUCAAUUUCCAAUUUGAUUGUUUUAUUGGCUCCAGAGCUCCAGAUAGUUUCAAAAUUAACUUUCAACCCACCACACUUAUUCAAAAAACCAAAAUUCCAUUUUUCCAUUUAAAGGUUUUAAACGUUUCAAUAUCUUCAUCUCCAAUAAAUUCAAAACCUCCAACUUCCUCUCCAAUAAUUUACCAACCUUCCCCAUCAAUUAAUAUACACCCAAUACCCCACCAACAGCAACAAUUACCCUCCUUACAACAACAACAAUUAAAUUUAAAUCGUUUAAAUUAUUUAUUAGCAAUACAAAAACAACAACAACAAAAUAAAAAUUUAUUUUCUGCUUUUUUAAAUUGUAAUGGGAUAAUUAAUAAUCAAAAUAAUGAACAAUUACAACAACCCAUUUUUUCUUGUAAUUUGUGCCCACAAAAGUUUACUAACCAAGUGAGAAUUUUGUUUUAAUUUUUGGGGUGGGACGAAUUGAGGUUGGGACGAAUUGGCGGUUUUUGGUCAGUGGGACGAAUUGAUGGUUUUUAGGGAGUGGGACGAAUUGGGGAUUUUUAGCCAGUGGGACGAAUUAGGUGUUUUUGUUCAUUGGGACGAAUUGGGGCUUUUUAGUCAGUGG
Messenger RNA from Meloidogyne enterolobii, 640 nucleotides. The record is from the annotation of a GenBank genome assembly. NCBI's taxonomy places the organism in Eukaryota, Metazoa, Nematoda, Chromadorea, Rhabditida, Meloidogynidae.